Messenger RNA from Perkinsus marinus ATCC 50983, 859 nucleotides. RefSeq lists its product as hypothetical. The transcript has 6 exons. The record is from RefSeq and is a predicted model, not a curated record. NCBI's taxonomy places the organism in Eukaryota, Perkinsozoa, Perkinsida, Perkinsidae. Gene Ontology annotation, cellular component: cytoplasm. Bases 21 to 803 code for a protein of 260 amino acids. Gene Ontology annotation, biological process: import into nucleus.
AGUUGAAUAAUAAUUUAAUAAUGGGUGCUGCUACUUCAACUCCGCUAUCAGAGGCUAGGGCAGCCUCUGAUUCUUUGCCCACCAAUUCUUGUAUUGCCAUAGUAGCUGGAGCUACAGGGGCGACUGGUCGUUGGGUCGUCAGUGAGUUACUCAACUCGGAUGUCGUUACUAAGGUCGUGGCAGUGACUAGGAAGGAUAUUUCUGAUACAAAAAGCGUAUUUCAAGGAGUCCAAUCUGAUGAAGGAUAUUCUAAACUCAUUGUAGCUCCAGCUGACUGGAAGAAAAUGGCUGAGCAACCCGAGGAUGCGACCCUCCCUGAGCGUGCUGUAGAAACAAUAAAGUCAGCCGGUGAUGGUAAGGGUUGUAUCGCCUUCUGUUGUCUUGGAUCGGCACCAUACACUGAGGAAUCAGACUUUCUAGCCCCCUCAGCAUUUGCGCAUGCGUGCAAGAAGGCUGAUGGAAAUGUUGGGAUGUCACUGAUGUCCUCUGGUGGAGCCGACCCAAACUCGAUGAUAGGCUACUCGAAGACUAUCGGUAGACGGGAGGAGGCAUUCGAAGGUAUGAAGUUUAAGUAUUUGUCGAUAUUCCGACCGGCUAUGCUCCUACGACAAGACAAGCAACGGAUGAAGGAAAAGAUUUUCCUACCUUUGACUCCUCCUAAGUACCGUGUUGAUACCCGAGACGUGGCGAAGACGAUGGUGUUUGAUGCGACUCAUACAAGGGAUGAUGGAUCGGCUGAAAAGGCAACAGUAUUUAGCAACGCCGAUAUACAGGCUACUGCUGAGGUAGCUGCACAGCAGUAGGUAUUGUCAUACCACACUUUUCACAACUUCCUAAAUAGUCUACAUCUUAUUUGUUC